Molecule: messenger RNA, 1710 nt
Organism: Talaromyces proteolyticus
Lineage: Eukaryota; Fungi; Ascomycota; Eurotiomycetes; Eurotiales; Trichocomaceae
Exons: 2
Coding region: 249-1649 (466 amino acids)
Molecular function (GO): oxidoreductase activity
Source: RefSeq, a predicted model, not a curated record
AUUGUGUUGGGAAGCUUGUUGAACCUUAUUGAACCUUAUCGAAUACCGAAGGAUGCGGCACCUCGGGAAGGGUCUGUUCUGCAAUGCCGCCAUCAUGUGAUGCGUACCCUAAAUUUUCAAUCUAAAGCGUCUCAAAAAGUGUCUCAAAUGCGUCUUAAAAACACGCUUUACACUUGAGAGAAUCCGAUGAAUCAUCCCAAUUAUCAUUACUAUAGCAAAUGAAAAUUCUAUCGGUUGAAUAAUCUGCAAUGACGGAACAAAAGCAUGCGAAGAAAACAGUGGCCGUCAUCGGAUCGGGAAUGGCAGGUCUGGUAACUGCAUACCUGAUCCACCAAGACAAACAAUGCAGAUACCAUGUGGAAGUGUUCGAGACGCAAGAUCAGCUGUCUCUAGACUCCGCCUCGUACACGAUAUCCUCGGCAGAUGUCUACCCGUCGCUUCCCAAUCGUAUCGAUAUACCUAUGCGUGCCUUCGAUGAGGGUUUCCACAUUAACCUGAAGCGGAUGUAUGACUACCUUGGGGUCGGAUACAUUACGCAAAAGUUUGUUUAUUCUCUGUCGAAAUAUUCAACGGUUGAUGGAAAGAAAUCUCCUCCCUAUUUCUUUCACUCUUCGAGCAAUCACCGAUUCCCUCCAGUUCGCCCUGAAGGCUAUGGCUACCUGCAAUGGAUCGUGCAAAUCAUGUACUUAGCUGCGUGUUAUUUUUGGUUCAUCGUAUGCUGCUUCGUCGUUAAACCAAAAAUGGCUUCUACGUCCAAAGAGGAGGAAACUCUAGAGGUAUAUGUCAAACGAAUCCGGUUACCAUGGCAUUUUGUCAAGAACUACUUAUUGCCGCUCAUGUCAAGUGUAACAACUUGUUCGCAUGAUGCUCUGCUGAGUUUUCCGGCACUGGACGCAGUAGAUUACGCAAAAAGAACCUAUCGACAGCCACAUUACACUGUUAUCGGUGGUGUCCAGGGUGUCCAAUCGAAAUUAUCCAAGGGGCUGGCGGUCAGCUUUCAGGCAACGGUAACUUCAGUCAAGCGUGCUGAUACAAAACUGGAGGUCACUUGGGUUGAUUCCAAUGACAAAAGCCAUAUCUCGUAUUUCGAUCACGUUGUUAUGGCUGUGACCCCUGACGUUGUCGGUGCGUUGUUCGAACCUCUACGUGAAGUGAUGCGCGAGAUACCCGUUAUCUGGGGAGAGUCAGUAGUCCAUUAUGAUUCAUCUGCUAUCGCCAAUAGCUCUCGGUUGCUCGAAAAAUAUUCUGCUAAGACUCAAAAAGCAGGCGACCAAGCGCAAAUAAUGCACAUUACCUCCGAUCCUUUGUCAACAGAAUCUAUACAUCAGCAGUCCUCUACCCUGGUUACUAAUUUUCCAAUUUCCCCUAUUGAUCCAAACAAGAUCGCUCAUCGCGCCCGACUAGCUCGGGUUUUGCGUACUCCUAAAAGCAGGGAGAUUGUCAAUGAUAUAUUUACUUUAGAUAAAAGCGAGCUGAAACCGCCAAAAGAGGAACUAUUUUGGUAUAACGGAAAGGAUAAUGUUUGGCUUGUUGGUGCUUGGUGUUGGGAUGGAAUGGUGCUUUUAGAGGGGUGCAUUGUUUCAGCAAUGAGAGUUGCAACUAGCCUUGGAGUCGAGAUACCGUGGACGAUAACCUCUUCUGAGAGCUAGUGACCAUCACAAGCCUUACGAGAAAUAUUUAAGAGAAUACCCCCACUUGCAUCUUGUUGUU